GCGGAGCCCGCGCCCAUGGCGGCGCCGCCGGCGGCUCUGCGCUGGGCGCUGCCGCUGCUGGCGGCGCUGGCGGGCGCCGGCGCGGCCGGCCCGCAGGUCUUCGAGGUGCCGGGGGCCCCCAUCGACAACAUCGAGGUGAGCCGCGGCGGCGUGCUGGUGGCGGGCGGCAGCUGCCUCUACGAGCUGCGGCCCUCGCUGCGGCUGCAGCGCCGCGUGGUGCCGCCGGCGGCGCGGGGCUGCGGGGAGCCGCCCGGGGUGCGCAGCAAGCUGCUGCUGCCCUACGAGGAGGCGGCGGGCGGCGGGGUGCUGCUGGCCGGCUGGACGCAGGCGGACGGCAGCUGCCAGGUGUGGGAGCGCCCGGCCUACCGGCAGCGCUUCAACCGCAGCGAGGUGGUGAGCUGCCUGCCCGGCGGCUCCACGGCCGGCGUGGUCUUCGAGCUGGCCGGCACCUGGUACCUGGCCGUGGCGGCCACCUACUCGACGGGCGCCCGCGGCACGCCGCUGGGCUGCGAGCCGGCCCAGUCGGACGCCACCACCGCCAUCACGGUGCGCCGCACCGACAGCCUGCUGUCCAGCGAGGAGCUGGCCGUCAUCAAGUACAGGGUGGACCCGCUGCACUUUGUGGACGCGCUCCGCUGGGAGAGCCGCCUCUUCUUCCCCUACUACAAGCUGAAGGCCGAGCAGGGCCAGGACGGGGAGCUGCCGAGCAUGGCUGUGCUGCGCCAGCUGCGGCCCUUGGAAAGUGCCUUUACUUUGCAAGGCCAGGUGUAUCUGGACUGCGGCUGCCGGAGCCUCAUCGUCUCCUCCAGCCUCGUCCGCCAGGGCGCCAAGGGCUGGUGGCUGGGUGUUUUCCGCCACAGCCGGGGCGCCAAGGCCUGGAACAGCACCGCCGUCUGCAUCUUCGGGAUGGAGGAGAUGAGCGACCAAGCCUGCGUCUCCACACACUUCUCUGGGGACGGGAACCCUUGUGAGGCGCAAUCAAUCACGAAGUUACCUACCUUGGUUCACUCUGGUUUAGUGGCUGUUUAUGGCACAGUUGUUUUGAAUCAGAUAGUUCUGUUUCUGGGAACAGAUGAUGGACAGUUACUGAAGGCUAUUCUUAAUGAGGAUAUGGUAUCUAAUUGCCCAGAGGUUUUAUAUGAAAUUAAGGAAGAAACUUCCAUUUUCCCCAAACUUCGACUUGAUCCAGUAGAUAAUAACUACAUCUAUUUGUCCUCUGCUAGUAAGGUGAGAAGAAUACCAGUGGCAAAUUGCGGUAGAUUUGUUUCCCAGCAAGAAUGCUUAUCUGCAAAGGAUCCCUACUGUGGGUGGUGUUCUUUGAAUCAAAGGUGCACAUUAAAAGAAAAUUGUACACGUUCAAACAGCAUAAAUGGUUGGUAUAACAUUUCACAUGCGCCUGAUAAAGAUCUGAAAAUCCUGCUAAGUUUCCCUGCCAGAAAUCAGGUUGCUGUGGCUGCAAGUAUAAGCAAAAUCCUUACUUCUUGUAUGGUAAAAAUUAUAAAACCUAUUGAAAUACUUUAUGAAAAUGUAAUGCUGAAAAACUCAUCCUGUUUCUGCAAUCUAACUACACCAGUGAUAACUGAUAAUGAUUGUCUUGUUCUCGAAGCAUCGCUGUCUUCAAGCUCUUGGAAUAUCACACAAACAUUUCAGUUGAAAAACUGCUCACGAUGUAUACGCAAGGGUGAGUGUGCCAGCUGUAAAAAGAAGCAUGUCUCUCCUGCCACUGCCUGCCAGGAUAGUUGUAAUGCCGCUGCUACUUCCAAUGGGAGCACCACUGCGCAGAAAUCAGAGCAUAUCAACAUUCAUUCCAUUGAGCCUUUGUGGAUUUCUACAUUAGGCAAAAGUGAAUUAACAGUCAAAGGAGAAAACUUUACACGUGCAUCAGGCAUAAAACUGAUACUGACUGGAAUCAGUGGCUGUAAACCAGACAUCAUUCAAGUCAGAAAUGUGCUAAAUGAUACACAGAUGACAUUUGCUCUCCCACCAACACGCAAAGAGGCCAAAAGUGUAUGCAUACAGGCUGAUGGGAGAAAAUGUUCACCACCGGUGACAUUGCAUUAUGUUUCACUGCCAUCGUGUUUUGGAAUCACACCAAAUACCUCCUGGGUCAGUGGUGGUCGCAGAAUAACCACAUCUGGUAGAAAUUUGAAUGUGGUGGACAAUGUGAUUAUUUCAGAUGACCAGAGACCAAACCUCACCGUCUCUAGGUGUCCUGGAAAUGAAUCUGAAUAUAAUUACUUAACGCCAAGUCUGAGCCAUGCAAAAGAGGGAAAAAUUGUUGAUAUGAUGUUAAAAGUAGAAACUACCUUUAUACCAUGUGUCAAGUUACACUACCACCCUGACCCAGUGUUCAUUAACUACCAGCUGCACACCGAACUGGAUCCUGAUCUGGAAUUAAAAAUAUAUAAAGAAAAUGACAACUUGAAUAUUUCCAAAACUGAGGUAGAGGUGUAUCUCUCUUACAUGAAUGGUGCACAGACUAAAAAGAUAUGGUUUGAUGUCCAAAAUAUUACCAAAAAACCGGACCGUAGCACCAUAUUGUGCAAAUUCAAAAGGGAAGGAAGUGACAAGAUUGAUUUUUCCACAGUGAAAGUUUUUGUCAAAUUAGGAAAUUUUGAGCAUGAAGUCAAGCCAACAUCAUCAUACAUAUAUUUGUAUGUUCUUAUUUUAUUACCUAUUGUAGUGGGUGUCAUUAUAGCGGCAUUCAUAGUUACUAGAUACAAGUCCAAAGAAUUAACUCGCAAACAGAGUCAGCAACUUGAACUGUUGGAGUAUGAGAUUCGGAAAGAAAUACGUGAGGGAUUUGCUGAACUGCAGAUGGAUGAAUUAGAUGUGGUGGAUAGUUUUGGAACUGUUCCCUUCCUUGACUACAAACACUUUGCUCUUAGAACUUUCUUUCCGGAGUCAGGAGGCUUUGCAUCCAUCUUCACUGAAGACAUGCCACAGAGCAGAGACCAAACGCGCAAGGAUGAAAGAUUCAACAUGUUGCAUGCUUUAAUUUGUAACAAGAACUUUCUUGUUGCUCUCAUUCACACCCUUGAAAAGCAGAAAAAUUUCUCUGUGAAAGACAGGUGUUUGUUUGCCUCUUUCUUGACUAUUGCACUACAAACUAAGCUAGUUUAUCUAACCCAUAUUCUGGAAGUGUUGACGAAGGACUUGAUGGAACAGUCAAGCAAUGUCCAACCUAAACUCCUGCUGAGACGGACAGAAUCUGUGGUAGAAAAGUUGCUGACAAACUGGAUGUCUGUCUGCCUUUCUGGUUUUCUCCGGGAGACAAUUGGUGAACCUUUCUAUUUGCUGGUGACAACCCUCAAUCAGAGGAUAAACAAAGGCCCUGUCGAUGCAAUAACUUGCAAGGCCCUGUACACGCUGAACGAAGACUGGCUGCUGUGGCAAGUGUCUGAAUUCAGAACAGUGACAGUGAACAUCAUCUUUGAAAAAAUCCCAGAAAACGAGAGUGGAGAUGCCUGUCAAACUAUCCAAGUUAAUGUUCUGGACUGUGACACCAUCGGGCAAGCCAAGGAGAAGAGCCUUCAGGCAUUUGUUAAUAAGAAUGGCUUUGUCUAUGGUCUUCAGCUGGAUGAAAUUGGUCUUGAACUGGUGUCUGAGGAGCAACAAAGAGAGUUGUUAGAUAUUGAUGGUUCCUCAGAGACAAUGGAAGAUGGGAUAAGGAGGCUAAACACCAUUGGUCAUUAUGAGAUUUCAAAUGGAGCAACUAUAAAAGUCUUUAAAAAGAAAACAAAUACCCGAUCAGAUGUGGACUACUCUGACAAACACUGUCAUUUGAUUUUACCAGACUCUGAAGCAAACAAGGAUGUGAAAGGAGCAGGUCACAAAGGAAAGCAAAAAUUUAAAGUGAAAGAAAUGUAUUUGACAAAGCUUCUGUCGACCAAGGUCGCAAUUCAUUCAGUUGUUGAAAAGCUGUUCAGAAGCAUUUGGAGUUUACCUAACAAUAAAGCACCUGUUGCCAUCAAGUACUUUUUUGACUUUCUGGAUGCCCAGGCUGAGAGCAAAAAAAUUACAGAUCCUGAUGUGGUCCAUAUAUGGAAAACCAACAGUCUUCCUCUUCGCUUCUGGGUGAAUAUACUGAAGAAUCCUCAAUUUGUCUUUGAUAUUAAGAAGACUUCACAUAUAGAUGGCUGUUUGUCUGUAAUCGCACAAGCUUUCAUGGAUGCCUUUUCUCUAGCAGAACAGACACUGGGGAAGGAAGCACCAACAAACAAACUUCUCUAUGCUAAGGACAUUCCACUCUACAAGAAAGAGGUGAAAGCAUACUAUAAAGCCAUCAGGGAUCUGCCUCCACUGACCACUUCAGAAGUUGAAGAAUUUUUAACUCAGGAAUCGAAGAAACAUGAAAAUGAAUUUAAUGAGGAAGUGGCCUUGAUUGAAAUCUUCAGAUACAUAGGGAAAUAUUAUGAUGAGAUCGUCAGCAAACUUGAGCGAGAACGGGGGUUUGAAGAAGUCCAGAAGCAGCUCCAGCAAGUAAAAGCCUUAUUUGACGAAAAGAAAAGAUGCAAAUGGAUUUGAGCGGAGCACUGACUCACAGCAUUCCUGUGGGAAAUAUUCAAAUAAGUGCUAUUGCUCCCAAAACAUGAAUGAUUAUAUGUACAGGGUUUGAAAUAUUUGAACACUUUUUUUUCCCCUCUGACCAUUCCAAGUAAAAUCUAAGUUUGGGAAUGAAUUAUGGGCAGGGUUAGAUAGUCAAAUGUGGGCAUGUAAAAGUGAAAGUGAGUCUAGCAUUGGUGUAGCUGGACUUUUUAGGUCGUUAAACACAUGCGUCUUUGGGUUCAAAAGCUUCUAAGUAAGCUUUCAGCUUACCUAAAAACAAACCUGUAGAAGACACGCAAAACAUACUGCAAGUUCAGAGUUGCCCAUGUGAACUUGUAAGUUGCUUACCUCUGUUUUUAAGAGAGGAAAGCUGGUGUUUUGCCACAUCCUUUCAGCAGCCUUGGCAAUCUGUGAGGAUGAGUUCCAGCUUCAGAAUAUGGGUCAGCUGCAGUUUCCUUCCUUUCCAGGCACAUGUACAUUGGUUCCUGUUUGUUUGAAGAAAACAAAAACAAAACAGCACCAAAGUGACACUUAGGACAAGUUUGUUUAGCAAAAAAAAAAAAAAAAAAAAAAAAAAAAAAAAAAAAGUGGGUCUGAGAUUUGAAGUGCAAAUGCCACACGACAGGAUAUCUGUUCCUUAGUUUAGGAAUUGCAUGUGCAAUGCAAAGCCGACCACUAAGGGGUAAGGCUUCUGGAGAAAGAAGCUGGACAGGCAUCAGUCUGUGUUUACAUUUCUACCUUUCCAUCCUUAAUAAGCUGUGAAACACUUGUGAGCAGCUUCACACCUGAAACCUCUGUGCAGCUGCACUGCCUCAGAACACCUUUGUGGUCUGAUGAGCCAGCUGGCGAUGGCUGCACUUUGGUGCACAACCCUGUACUCAGGUGCGUGAUACACAGGCGCAUGCAUCAGUGCUGACAGUCCUGGUCAGUCUCGCCAUCCAUAUGUAAGGGUUUCACAGACCUAAAGCCAGCGCUUUUUUUCAUCUUUUUUUUUUUUUCCCCAGGUAGGCCAAACAAAGGCUUCAUAAGAAGGCUGGUUUAACAUGCCUUAAGAACAAGAGGUCUGAUAUAAUCGCUGGUGUUUUUACUGUUCUGUAUGAGAGACUAUGUUUGCUAUAAUACGGGAUAGCUAGGGUUUCUUAGCAUUUUUUUUGGUCAACUGUCUGCCUUAGUCCUGCUGGGGUGUCUUUUGAGGGUUUUUUUCGGGGGGGGGGAAUUGGAGGGGAGGAGGAGUGCCAUCACAUUUGCAUUGGUGGCUAAGGUUUGCCCAACCGAAAGAAGGGUGCAUGGCCAUGCUGGUUAAAAUGGGCUGGGGCAGGGGCUACAGCGCAGAGAGCCGUGGAGGAAGAACCAUGGCUCUGACACCGGUAUAGCACAAGUGUAGUCCUGCCCCCACCACUACAGAGCUGAAGCAUCUUGUGGCCACGUCCUUUGUUUCACUUGCCGCGAUGGCACAGAGACGCUUAGUAAGGCUAUAACCUGCCCUUUGAUUUGUGAUGAGGCUUUGCUGGUAAGCUGCUCGGCUAGAAAAGCCAUUGAAAAAGUGACAUUGUUACAUUUCCACACAUUUCUUAAGUGAACCACUGCUUGCAGGCACCUGGCGUGGCUGUGGCUCACAUGUGGGUGGUGAGUCAUCCAUUGCCUUGACAGCAGCAAGGGAGCCAUGGGCUGCGAGCUGCGCAGAUGGCCUCAGUUUUAGUGUAGAAAGCACAUGCUACGGCUGUGCGGAGACAGAGCUGCCUAGGCACGGCUCCCAGGCAGCACAGCACUCGGAGACUUUGUUACCUUCUGCCGCUGCUUAGGAGGAGCCCAGACCCUGCAGUACCACUGUGCUAAAGCUGCCUGGUUUGCUUUGUUGCAAAUGCUACUAAAAGUUGGCCUGGCCCCAUUGCCCGGCACGUGGCCGGCCAAGGCUGUGGAACGCUAACCAUCACUGGCUGGAGCACAGCCGCCCGCGCGCUGCCCACAGGUCUGCGCCCUCCCUACCCUGCGAUUGCCCGCCUUGUACCUCUGGCAUAUCGGAGAGGGGAGCCACCAAUCCAUGCUGUAAUGGCUUUUUUUUUUGAUUCAAGUCUAACACUUGAUACUAAGUUUACACUUUAUACUUGAUGGAAUGUAUGGUUUUGUUCAGGAAACUGCACUACAGUGUUGCAGUACUUUCAGCAGUUCCCUCUUUCCUGUUAUGGCACAAUAUAUUGUGGUAAGUUUAAGAAAAACUAACCUAUCAUCUUGCCCUCUGUUGCAAAGGGGUGGACCAUGGCUUGAGUAGCACUUAAGCUUAGAAUACCUGUACUUAAACAAAGGGCUUUCAUCUUAACAUCCUUAACCUAACCUUUUAAAACAGCAUAAAGAAAAAAAAGCAAAGCACAGUAAUUAAUAUUAAAGGACAGGCCUAAGUAGUUUACUCUUUCUGGUUAGUCAGAUGUCUCAGAAAUUCAGUUCCAUUUCAGGUGUUUACUGGCAGUGUAGUUGAAGGAAUUGUUUUGUUCAACAGUAAUCUUCUGUACAGGCAGAAAAAAAAAAUCUGCUUGAAAAAAGUUGUAAGAUAUAAUCUGUUUGAGUGGGUUAGAUCCUAUGAACCUCACUAUAUGUGUUUAUAUGACAAGAAAAAUUAAAACCAAUCCUAUUUGUAUUUGUACUACUGCUUGUUUGCUACAAUAGCUUUAAUGGUUUCUAGAGAUGUAAGUAUGUGUUAAAGCAGGUAGUGUAGCUUUAGCCUACAGCCUGGUAUAGGAUUUAUUGCCUUUUUUUUCAAGCGUCCUAAACAGUUUCAAUCUGUUUGUAAGUCAUUUGAAGUCAUGCUGGGACUUUGCAACCCAUAAAGUGGAUCUUACAAAGUGAUGUGAAGUAUAAUUAAGUGACUGUAGCUCUUCUGGUAGGUUUUGGUCAGCACAAAAGAACAUUGGCAUACACAUGCACUAUUUGCAGUCCACUGUUACUUUGUUACACAGAAAAAAAAGGAACAAUCUGACUAAAGCUGUAUUAUGACAAACCAAUAAUUCUAAUAUUUCCUGAAGUGAAAACAGACUUCGCUAACUAAUUUUUCACAUUUACAGGAAAACUGCUAUUGCAAACAGUAUAUUUUCUAACACUAGCUUACAAAGCAUUAUUUUGCAGUUAUCUAGUGUAAAGUCAAAUCCUACUAAUGUGUAAAGUAAUUCCUGUUGUACAGAAGUUAUCUGUUGUUUAAAAUGAAUGGUUAAAAAAAGUGCAAAUGAGAAGUAUAUGUUGGUGUUUGUAUGGGUUUAUUUAGAAUAAAAUGCAUUUGAAGAUUA
Molecule: messenger RNA, 7823 nt
Organism: Dromaius novaehollandiae (emu)
Lineage: Eukaryota; Metazoa; Chordata; Aves; Casuariiformes; Dromaiidae
Gene: PLXNC1
Product: plexin C1
Exons: 31
Coding region: 16-4527 (1503 amino acids)
Biological process (GO): negative regulation of cell adhesion; positive regulation of axonogenesis; regulation of GTPase activity
Cellular component (GO): semaphorin receptor complex; plasma membrane
Molecular function (GO): semaphorin receptor activity; protein binding
Source: RefSeq, a predicted model, not a curated record